Messenger RNA from Rhinichthys klamathensis goyatoka, 3636 nucleotides. RefSeq names its product Janus kinase 3 (a protein tyrosine kinase, leukocyte) (gene jak3). The transcript has 25 exons. Gene Ontology annotation, cellular component: cytosol; cytoskeleton; membrane. The record is from RefSeq and is a predicted model, not a curated record. Gene Ontology annotation, biological process: peptidyl-tyrosine phosphorylation; hemopoiesis; cell differentiation. Bases 130 to 3516 code for a protein of 1128 amino acids. Lineage: Eukaryota; Metazoa; Chordata; Actinopteri; Cypriniformes; Leuciscidae. Gene Ontology annotation, molecular function: ATP binding; cytokine receptor binding; non-membrane spanning protein tyrosine kinase activity.
AGUUUGAUCCCUCCUACCAGAGACUCACAACAGCGAAGCCCGAGUUAUAUUUAUGCAGCACAUCACAUCAACAUGAACAAAUCAUCAAUGUUUCUUCUUAAAUAAGGAGAUUGCUUUGGUGAGAACACCAUGAGUGAAGAGGAGGUGCCCUUGAUGAAGAGCGAAAGGGCCGGCAGUCAGAAGUCCAGCUGUGACUCUGCCCUGCAAGUGCAUCUGUACUACAGCCCCUGCUUAAAUUCAGAGACCACUUUUACUAUCCCCACCAUAUACAUCACAGCUGAAAGUGUGUGUAUGCUAGCAGCAAAAGCCAGCGGAAUUCUUCCUGUGUUCCACAACCUGUUUGCUCUGGCAUCAGAAGAUCUUUCAUACUGGUAUCCACCAACUCAUGUAUUUAAGAAUGAGGAGACCAUCAAAGUUCACUACAGAGUGAGAUUUUUCUUCUCAGGCUGGUUUGGUCAAGGGUCCAGAGCAUCGUACCGCUUUAGACUCAGCAGAGGACGAAUCUGUGCUGCGCUGGACUACUGCGUCAUUGAUUACCUUUUUGCUCAGUCCCGCAGUGAUUUUGUGUCUGGGUGUGGCGGGAUUUCUCCUGCUUUGAGUUUGCAGCAGGAAUGUUUGGGUAUGGCAGUACUAGAUCUGUGGCGUAUGGCCAAAGAGAGGAACCAGAGCCUUGGUGAGAUCUGCAAUACAACAAGCUACAAGUCCUGCCUCCCAGAGACUCACAGACGAGAUAUACAGAGCAUGAGUCGCCUAGCGAGGUAUCAGAUCCGCAAAACCCUGAAGCGCUUCCUCAAGAAGCUGGGCAGAUGCUCAGCUGGAGAACGCAGCCUGAAGCUCAAGUAUCUGAUGGAGCUGAAUGUGGUGGAGCCGGCUUAUGGUUCAGAAACCUUCACUCUGCAUCACUCUGGAUGGUUAGAGCAGAGCGAGCAGCAGAGGGUCAGAGCCGUUCAGGUGUCUGGAGAGGGAGGGAUUCAGAUACAGACCACGGAGAGCCAGGAAUGGCAGACGUUCUGUGAUUUCCCCCAGAUCACAGACAUUAGUAUUAAGCGGCUUUGUCAAGAGCAGAUGCCCCUGGAAGGAAGGGUGGUCACCCUCACACGCCAGGACGACCAGUGCAUGGAGGCUGAGUUUCACACCUUAACUGAGGCUCUUUCCUUUGUAUCUCUGGUUGAUGGAUAUUUUAGACUGACUACAGAUUCGACUCACUAUUUCUGCGCAGAGGUGGCCCCGCCAAGCUUACUGGAGGACAUACAGAAUUACUGCCACGGCCCGAUCACGUCAGAAUUUGCAGUGCACAAGCUUAAGAAAGCUGGAGCCAAAAAUGGGAUGUUCCUGUUACGUCACAGUCCCAAGGACUUUGACAAGUACUUCCUCACUGUUUGCAUACAGGUACCAGAUUUGCUGGACUCAUACAAACAUUAUAAAGCACCAAGCAUUGGGUUUUCACUAACAACUCCUCUGGGGAUGGAUUACAAGGACUGCCUGAUAGAGAAAAAUGAGAAGUUCAGCCUGGCUGGGAUCCACAGCUCAUUCUGCAGUCUAAGACAGCUCACAGACUUCUAUCAGCACAGUACACUUCUCAUGUCAGACAUCCCCGUCACCCUGGGCAAGUGCUGCCCACCCAGACCAAAAGAACUUACCAACAUGAUCAUUGUUCGUAACAGCAGUAUGGCUGAGAUGCCCAGUUCCCCCAUGUUACAGAGACAAAACCCGAGCCACAUGCAGUUCCACAUGAUUAAACACGAUGACAUCACCUGGAGGGAAAGCUUAGGCCAAGGUUCCUUCACGCAUAUCUUUAGAGGGAGUAAGACAGACCAGCGGGACGGAGUGACACACUCCACAGAGGUGCUUCUGAAGGUCCUGGAUGCAAAUCAUAAAAACUGCUGGGAGUCUUUUUUUGAGGCGGCCAGUUUGAUGAGUCAAAUUUCCCACAAGCACCUUCUCCUGGUAUAUGGCAUCAGCGUGCACAAAUCCAAAAACAUUAUGGUGCAGGAGUUUGUGAAGCACGGGGCACUGGACCUGUACCUGAAGAGGAGCACGUCUGUCUCAGUCAGCUGGAAACUAGACGUGGCCAAGCAACUGGCCUGUGCUCUCAACUUCCUGGAGGAGAAGAAUAUUGCACAUGGGAAUGUUUGUGCAAGGAAUCUGCUGUUGGCCAGAGAGGGUGACUCUUCCUCCGAUAACUCACCCUUCAUUAAACUGAGUGACCCUGGCAUCAGCAUGGCAAUGCUGGGAAAAGAGGUGGUGUUGGACAGAAUCCCAUGGGUGGCCCCGGAGGUUCUGGAUACACUUGAGAUCGAACUGGAGUGUGACAAGUGGAGUUUUGGAACAACGCUGUGGGAGAUUUUCAAUGGUGGAGAAGCUCCAUUGCAGGGCCAGGACCUCAUACAAAAGCGGCAGUUUUAUGAGCACUUCUCAAACCUGCCUGCGCUGGAGUGGACUGAGCUGGCCGAGCUGAUCGCUCAGUGUAUGCAGUACCAGCCUGAGCUCAGACCGUCCUGCCGGAGCAUCAUCCGACAACUUAACAGCCUCAUCACUUCAGAUUAUGAGAUCCUUCAUGCGACUGGCACACUCCCCAAGAGCGAUGGCUUCUGUAGAAGACCGAACAUCUUCAAAAAGCAACAACAGGAUGUUUUUGAGGAGAGAUACCUGCGAUUCAUCUCUAUUCUGGGGAAGGGUAACUUUGGCAGCGUCGAGCUUUGUCGAUAUGAUCCGUUCGGUGAUAACACUGGAGAUCUGGUUGCUGUCAAGGAACUUCAGGCUAACAAACAAGCCAACAUGGCAGACUUUCAGAGAGAGAUCCAGACCAUCAGCUCCCUGCACUGUGACUAUAUUGUCAAAUACAAGGGCAUCUGCUACAGUGCAGGUCGACUUAGCACAAAACUGGUGAUGGAAUAUCUUCCGUACGGCAGUCUGAUCGGAUAUAUGGAGAAACACAGACAGAAUGUGUGCACCCGCAAACUGUUGCUCUUUGCCUCACAAAUCUGUAAGGGAAUGGAGUACUUGCAAAGCAUGCGUUAUGUUCACCGUGAUCUAGCUGCUCGCAAUGUCCUAGUCGCCAGCGACUCACUGGUGAAAAUCGCUGACUUUGGGCUUACGAAGAUCAUCCCAGUGGAUAAAGAGUACUACCGUGUCACGCAGCCAGGAGAAAGCCCUAUUUUCUGGUAUGCACCUGAAUCCAUUUCAGACCUGAAAUUCUCCCACAAGUCAGACGUAUGGAGUUUCGGCAUUGUUCUACAUGAGCUCUUAUCUUAUUGUGACAUCAGUCGAAACCCCAAACGGUUGUGUAUCCAGAAGAUUGGAAGUUAUGUCCAGAGUUCAUCCAUGGCCAUCCAUUUUCUUAAUCUUCUCAAGAAUAACUGGAGGUUACCGGAGCCCCCUCAGUGUCCACCAAAGGUGCACAAUAUUAUGAUGCAGUGUUGGGAGUUCAACAGCGAGGACAGACCGAGCUUCUCCACUCUACAGGACCUGAUUGAGAAUAUCCUGUUAGAUGAGAGAGAGGGAUGUAAGGGGUAAAGUCAGAGUUACCCUAAACAGACCACUGUAUUUUCAACAUCAGGUCCAGCUGGGGGAGCAAUCAGGCUUCCUGUCAGCGUGGAGGAGUGGGAGGAGCCAAAGGAGAGCAGGAGACACAAA